Molecule: messenger RNA, 5639 nt
Organism: Clarias gariepinus (North African catfish)
Lineage: Eukaryota; Metazoa; Chordata; Actinopteri; Siluriformes; Clariidae
Product: NACHT, LRR and PYD domains-containing protein 12-like
Exons: 12
Coding region: 424-3429 (1001 amino acids)
Molecular function (GO): protein binding
Source: RefSeq, a predicted model, not a curated record
CAUUCCCAAAGUGAAAGUGUUUCCGCUCAGCCACAACUCCAUUUUGUCGAGCGGUUGGAAAAGUUCUUCUUCAAAAUCUUUAAAACCAGACAUAAACGGGAAUAAUCAUAUCACCCAACAAGGGCUGCUAACGGAAUAAAGACAUCUUGUAUGUGUGAAACAGUGAAAGGAAACAAAGAAGGUGGCGGAAUAACCCAAGCAGUCCAGGAAAGAAAAAUCCUCGGAAAUCAUUAGCGCAAACAAAAAAAAGUCAUCGUGGUGGUCAACGCAUUAUCUACUGAGAAAAUAUAUAAUACAGAAGCUGGUAGGACCAAAGAAAUUCUAACUACACACCCUAAAGAAACACACAGUGAAGGGAAAAAAAGAGAUCAGGCUCUUCAGGAUCCAGCUGUGUGUUUGUGGAAGUUAUAGUAAUAUUUAAAGAUGGACAGAGAUAAUGCAUCUCCAUCUGCAGAAAAAUGUUUUCUACAGAAGGCAGGAGAUGGAACAGAAAAGAACAUCAUCGCAAAUACAGGGCAUGACCAAGAAUCUGUUGCUGUAAAUGAAAUCCAGACAAAGUUCAAAUUAAAUCUGAAGAAGUUGUUUCAGUGGUUAAAUGGAGUGAUAAUAAACUUUGGAAACCGACUACUCUUGAAUGAUAUCUACACAGAGCUCUACAUAACAGAAGGAGACUGUGGAGACAUCAUUAAAGAACAUGAGGUGAGACAGAUUGAGGCAAUAUACAGGAGAACAGUGGAAACACCAAUCAAAUACAACGACAUCUUUAAGCCAUUAUCUGGAGAAGACAAACCCAUCAGAACUGUGCUGACAAAGGGAGUCGCUGGCAUUGGAAAAACUGUCUCUGUGCAGAAGUUCAUUCUGGACUGGGCUGAAGGGAAAGCAAAUCAGGACGUCCACUUCAUAUUCCCACUUCCUUUUAGAGAGCUGAAUUUGAUGAAGGACCAGAAACUGAGUCUGAUGGAACUCCUUCAUGUCUGUUUUAAAGAAACAGAAAUGUCCAAUUUGGAAAAGGUUCUGUUCAUUUUUGACGGAUUGGACGAGUGUCGUUUUCUUCUAAAUUUCCAGACCACAGUGAGAGUGUGUGAUGUAACUGAAUCAGCAUCAGUGCCUGUUCUGCUGAUAAACCUGAUCAAAGGGAAUCUGCUUCCCUCUGCUCUAAUCUGGAUCACCUCCCGACCAGCAGCGGCUGAUCAAAUCCCCUCUGAGUGUGUCCAUCGAGUCACAGAGGUACGAGGGUUUAAUGACCCACAGAAGGAGGAGUACUUCAGGAAGAGGAUCAGUGAUCAGAGCCUGGCCAAUAACAUCAUCACACACCUGAAGUCAUUAAGAAGCCUCUACAUCAUGUGUCGCAUCCCAGUCUUCUGCUGGAUUUCAGCCGCUGUUCUAGAGAGAAUGUUGGGUAAAGCAGAGAUUGAAGAGAUCCCCAAGACUCUGACUCAAAUGUACACAAACUUUCUCAUCAUUCAGAUAAACAUGAUAAGAGAAAAGUACUCAAAGAAGCAGGAGAGUAAUGAAAUAUUCCUUAAACUGGGACAACUGGCUUUAAGGCAGCUGGAAAAAGGGAACCUGAUCUUCUAUGAGGAAGAACUAAGAGAGUGUGACAUUGAUGUGAGAGAAGCAGCAGUGUACUCAGGUGUGUGUACGCAGAUCUUUGAAGAGGAGUUUGGGCUAAACCAGAGUAAAGUGUACUGCUUUGUUCAUCUGAGUGUUCAGGAAUACCUUGCAGCUCUGUAUGUCCAUCUGAUGUUCAUGAUGGAAAACAGAAAUGUUCUUAAAAAGAGUAAAGCUUCAAAGAAGAAAAAUGAAGGAAAUAUUAUCAAGGAAAUGAUUACAAUUUUAGAUGUACAUCACUGGGCUGUAGAUCAGGCUUUAGGAAGUGAGACUGCACAUCUGGAUCUUUUCCUUCAAUUUCUUCUUGGUCUCUCAGUGAAGUCCAAUCAGAAACUCUUAAAGGCCUUAGUAACACAGACAGAAAGUAGCUCCCAGAGCACAGAGAAAACAGUUCACUUCAUUCAUGACACGAUCAAUGGAGUUUUACUUCCUAUAGAGAAAUACAUCAAUCUGUUCCACUGUCUGAAUGAACUGGGUGAUAAUUCUCUAGUGGAGGAAAUCCAACACUACCUGAAAUCUGGAAAACAAAGUGAACUCUCUUCUACACAGUGGACUGCGCUGGUGUUUGUGUUAAUGACAUCAGCACAGGAGCUGGAAGUGUUUGACCAGCAGAAAUAUACCAGUGCAGAAACGAUAGCAGAUGUCUUUCUUCUGAAGCUGAUGCCUGUAAUUGCAGCAUCCAGAAAAGCAAUUGUCAGUUGUCAGUACAUUGGAGAGGAGAAUGGUUCAGCUCUGGUCUCAGCACUCAACUCAAAAUCCUCCAAUCUGACAGAACUGCAUCUGACUGUGGAGGAAAUGUCCUUCGAUAAUCUAAGAGACAAUGGAAUAAAGACUGUCUCUGCUAUACUGGAGAAUCCUCACAGUAAAGUGAAGAAUGUGAGAUUGUGCAGUUGUGGUGUCUCGGUUGAAGGCUGCGCUGCUCUGACUUCAGCUCUGAUAUCAAAUCCCUCACACCUGAGAGACCUGGAUCUGUCCAUGAAUAAAGUAGGAGACUCAGGAGUGAAGUGUCUCUGUGAUGUACUGGAGAAUCCUCACUGUAAACUGGAGUCACUGAGAUUAUAUGAGUGUGGUGUCUCCGAUGAAGGCUGUGCUGCUCUGACUUCAGCUCUGAGAUCAAACCCCUCACACCUGAGAGAACUGGAUCUGUCCUAUAAUAAUGUAGGAGACGCUGGAGUGAAGUAUCUCUCUGCUCUACUGGAGAAUCCUUACUGUAAAUUGGAGAAACUCAAGUUGUUUGAGUGUGAUAUCUCAGCUGAAGGCUGUGCUGCUCUGACUUCAGCUCUGAGAUCAAACCCCUCACACCUGAGAGACCUGGAUCUGUCUGACAAUAAUCUAGGAGACUCGGGAGUGAAGUGUCUCUGUGCUGUACUGGAGAAUCCUCACUAUAAACUGGAGAUACUGUGGUUAUUCAAUUGUGGUGUCUCAGAUGAAGGCUGUGCUGCUUUGACUUCAGCUCUGAGAUCAAAUCCUUCACACCUGAACGUGCUGGGUCUGUCCAAUAAUAAUAUAGGAGACUCAGGAGUAGAGUGUCUCUCUGCUUUACUAGAGAAUCCUCACUGUAAACUGGAGACACUGAGGUUGGAGGAUUGUGAUGUCUCAGAUAAAGGUUGUGCUGCUCUGGCCUCAGCACUGAGUUUAAACCUCUCAAACCUGAAAUACCUUUAUCUAUCAGGAGAAAAAAUAGGAGACUCUGGAAAGAAGCUGCUCUUUGCUGUUAAGGAUGAUGAACAUUGCAAACUACAAACACUGUGUAUGGGAAGAGAAUAUUUGUGUGAUGAAGACUCCAGUCUUCUUGGAUCUUCUUGUUGGUGCUUAUAAUACACGAGUAAUCAAAUCUGCCAGUUCUGUUCUGAAAUAUAUGAAACAUCAGCAUUCUUGGGGUCACUGCCUGUCCAAAGAAAUUCACGGAAUUGUAACUGUUGUAUGAUGCAGGUUUGAUGGAUUAUGUGAUUAUUCUGUGUUUGUGAUUGGUUUAUAUUUUUUAGUUUUUUUUUUUUUUUUUUUACAUGCAUACUAUAGUGCAGUUAUUUUGUUGGAUACACAACUAAAAUUACAUUGUAUUUAGAUAUUUACAGUGCCUUUAAUGAUUCAAUCAAAUUUAUUUGAGAAAAAUAAAUGUCAUUAUUUCUGUUUAAAAUUACUCAAAUAUUUAGCAGGAUUUUUGUAGCAAAAUGAUGCUUGUCACAGUUCAUCAAAAAUGUUUUUCAUGUCUAAAAACAUAAGAUUUGUUUGAGUUUAUUAGGUUAAAUAUAAUUAACAUAGACCACAUUUUUCCAAAGGUGCUUUCUUGCAUAAGAUCAUGGUGAGCACAACACAAGGCAAUUAGGGAGAGGUCGACCUUGGCCGAUAUAAGAGAUGAAUGAACAACAAAUAAGAGGAUUUUUCAAAAGGUGCUUCUUUUGCGAGAAAGAAGGCCAAGCUGAAACUUAGUGGUGAUCAAGUAUAGACACACAAGGUGUGGGAAAAAUAUUUUUUGUGGGAUGUGGAGUAAGCACUCAUUAUCUCUUAUUGGGAAGUAAGUUAAACCACAACAAACUCAUGGCACAUGCAAAAUGCAGUUUCAUUUGCUGUGUGAAUACAAUAAAUACAAACAGAUGCAUUGGAAAAAACAUUGGGUAAUAUCAAAAAGGAUAUAAAAAAAUAUGUAAUAAUAACAAACUAAGAUAUAUAAGAGAUGCAUCAGACUAAAUAUGAUACAGAACAUGGGUGAGCAACACAAAAUAAGGGUUCAGUGAACAAAUCAGAUGAAGAGGUCUGUCACCUUUGAGCAAAAACUGCACUAAAUGGCAAUUCAGUGUGGGGAACAUGGAGAGUAGAAAACGGAUGAGAUAAAAACAUUAAAAAUAAUUGAAAAGCACAGAAGAUAUGCUCUGCCUACUAGUACUAGAGCUUGUGAAAGGAAAGGGAAUAGAGCAGAUUACAUUGACUUAGUGCUAUCAGUGUGUAUAAUGUGUAUAAAAGAAGUGUAUAUUGAACUACUUUUCAGUCUGCUCUUUGCUUGUUCUUGAACUUGCAUUUCGUUGGCUCAUCUUGGCUUUAUUGCUGCAAUAAAAACUCCAGCUUAGUUCAUCCAGACCUGACUGCUAAAUAAUUUUGAUGAUAUUAUACUUUGUUCAUAUUGUAGAACUAGUGUAAUUGGCAUUAACAGUGGAAGACAAAAUCUUCUACAACAUUCACCUAAUGAGAUAUUUUCAGAGUAAAUUUUUAAUAAAAUGUAAUUGCUUGGAAAUAUAAGUUAUUCAUUUCAUUAACCCAGUGUAGUAAAAUUAAUAUGAUUGUUACAUCAAUGUUACAUUAUAUUUUCUCAUUAUUUCAUUACUUUUGCCCACAGUAUUGUUAUCUUAUAGUUAUUUGCAUCUCUUAAAUAUAUAUAAAUAAUUCUAGUGUUACUUAUAAUGUACAACAAAUAUAAUUUACAAUAAAAAUAAAUAUACAAAUAUUGCCAAGUGCAUUUGCAAAAUCCAUUAAGCACCAUAAUGAAACUGGCUCUCAUGAAGGCCAUCCCAGGAGGGCGAGACCAAAACCUACCUCUGUCGCAGACAAGAAGUUCAGCAUUCCUUUACAAUGUAGAAAGAAAUAAAAAUCAGGAACGAUCAUGGAGUUAGAAAGUGACUUCAAACUUUUGAACGGUAGUAUAUAUUAUAGCAGUGCUACAGACUUAUCACCUCCAUGCCAUGUCUCAUUGCCGCAGUAAUUCAUAAAGCAAAGAGAGCCCUGACCAAGUAUUCAGUGUUGUACAUGUUUAUACUUUUCUGUAGUCCACCAUUUCUGUGUAAAUUAAAUUUUAUAUAUUUUUUGGGCUUAAGUAGUAUUCUAAUUUUCUGAGAUACUGCAUUUUGGAUUUUCUUUAUCAUCAAAAUAAAUAAAUACUUGAAAAAUAUCAGUCUGUGUCUAAUAAAGCUUAACAUUUUUAGUUGAAUUACUGAAAUAAAUCAACUUUUCCAUGAUAUUCUAAUUAAUUGAGAUGCAACUGUAUAUAGAUAACAAGCUGAACCAUUGUAUCUGUGUACCUCACAUAAACAAUAAAA